UGCAAUAAGAAUGCAUGUGGCUCAUUUAACCAGAAAUUAAACAGACAUGAUGUAGUAAUACCGGUGCGUAAAUAGUCAGUCACUCAUAUGACUGAACUACUUAACAGGGAGGGAGGUGGAGCUGGUGCAGAAGGGUUGAGAAACACGGGGGGAUUGUGGGAGGGCAGAAAGAAGGAGGUGAUUGUUGGGGAGAAGGAAAAAUAUAAAAAGAGAGAAAAACCAAGAGACAGAGCAUGUGGAGGAAAGACAGAGAGAGGAAAACAGCUAUUUUCAUAAAGAUUACCAACUUCUGCAAGCAACAGACAGCAGUAUGGCUGCCAGCUGGGACCAUUCUUUUCCCCUGCUGAUCAUUUCCCUGGCUCUCAUCAGAGGUUUUACCCUGCUGCCGACAACAUCUUAUGCUGCAGGGACGAUUCCUACGAGACCUGAGAGAUCACCCGACUCUUCUAGCGAUUCCUUUGUGGUUGACCCAAGUGAUUACGGGGAAAAUGAGACCACAGUCACCCCAUUUUCACCAGACGAAGGGACUACACAUGAGGGGCCCCUCCAACUGUGCGACUACAACCUGUGUCUUGAGAACCAGCGGCCCUGUGCUGAACUGAAAGCCGCCACUGGCUGCUUGUGUCCGGGGUUCACUCCACACGAUCAGAUUCCUCAGGUUCCUACACUGAGAUCAGUGUCCUGGAGUGGGUCAGAGGUCGUAGUGUGGUGGUGCGCGCCCACCUCUAAUAUCACAGGUUUUAUAGUGACAGUAGGAGGCCAAGAAAAGCAAAGGUUUGGAUUAGAGAGAAGGAGUGGCGGUGUGGGAAAUGUAGAUCACAUUACUGAGGUGUGUGUUAUUGCUGUGAAUGAGGUCGGUGAGAGUGAAAGUGCAUGUAGCAUGUACCAGCCCAGAGACAGCAGUCUGCCUCUGAUUGCCGGGCUCAUCGGAGGGGCUCUGGGCUUCCUGCUGCUGCUGCUGUUGAUGGUCAUCCUGCUCUGGAGGCACAAGAGGCAACGGAAGCAGGAGACGAGCAUCUCUAUGCAUGACACAGCGGCAACACAGUGAACAGAACACAGAGCAGGACAGGACACUCUCAGAGAUAAGACUCCCUCCCAUGAGACUCUUCAGCAUAAUUACAUUUGAGGGUUUAUGCACAUGGAGACUUCCAGAAACAGCCAGAGGACUAAUGGUUUAUCAUUUCACAAUCAUGUUUCUUAUGCUUCAACGUCAGUGGAACAUGUUGGUAGUUACACGAAGCAGUUACAAAUAGACACCAAGUUGAAAAGCACUUAGUGAUGCAUUCAAGGGCAUUGCAUACUGUAUGUUAUUAGAAUAUCUGAGCAUUGGUGUGUGUUGUAUAUUGUGACAUUUAUUCCAAAUAUUUUUUUAAAAACAUGAUCUUUGAGCACAUUUGAAACAAUGUUGGGAAAGUCUGCACAUAUCACAUAUCGUCAAAAAAGGAAAUUCAGUUCAUAACAUUAGGUAAAAGUUUCUAAGUAAAACAAUCUAUGUUUCUGUUUGGUGGACACAGCUUAAACAGGAUAUGGACUAUGUGCAUCUACACUGUUGCCCAUAAAGUUGGAAUAAUUUAGAUACAUUCUUUUUAUUCCUAUUUAUACACAUCAAUAUUCACCUUUGACAGAUGCCAUGAUUACAUUCUGAGCCCCAGUUACAUUUAAGAAUAACUCACCCUGCCACGAUCAUUCCAUGAGAAGAGGUAAAAAAUAUUUUAUUCCAACUCUAUGGACAACUGUGUACUAAACAACUGAGUGGAUAAAAUACAUUGCAUGGACAAUACUAGUGGGACCCUUUAAAUUCAGGUAUUUUAAUAAUAACAGGGCACUGGGGUGUAAAACUACUGCAAAAUAUAACAUUCUUACUUCAUUCUUAGAGUUAAUUUUGUUUACAUUGCCAUCUACACUUGCAAAACUCCUCACUUUUUUUUUUUUUUUUUUUACCUUGCAAUGUUUUUAACCAUUGCACGUAUAUUUAUAUUCUAUUUAUGUUCUGACUAUAAAUGAUUAUUUUAAACCACAAGUAAUGCCUGCUUCCUUCAACUCACUUUGGAAGAAAAAUCAGUCUCUAAACUUAACUGAAAUAUUAAGUUGACUUUUUUUUGUUAUAAUUAUUGGCAACAACUGACAUGAACAUUUAUAUCAAAUCAACACGAAUGGAAAUUCCUACAAGCUGUAGGUGUGAUGUGUUCAAUACUUUUGUCCAUAUAAUGUAUAUUUUUUAAAAAAUGGACACAGAUUCAGUUCUUUACUGUACUCUUUUAGAGAAAAAAACCUGUUAAUUCAUCCUUUACCCAUAUUGUCCAUAUAGAGCAAGGGAUACAAUGAAGUCAAACUACAACUACACUACAAAAUAGGAGUUUAUUUUCAUUUUCAGAGGAUUUAUUCGAUAGAUUCAAGAACACAUAUCACCACAGACAAUGACUGGUGAUUCACAGUCGAAUUAUAUUGUUUUAUUUGUUGGUUUGUAAUUUAUUUGGGGGGUUUUGUAGCAGUAAAUUUGUCAAAACAUACCAUAAAUAGAAAAAAAAAGUACUAUAGCAGAGUUAUUUUCAAUCUUUCUGUGAGAGAUGAUCAUUUUAUGUGUGAUUGUAAAAGCAAAAGAUGUGAAAAUAAGUGAUGUGGGUGUGAGUUUUGUACUGUAUUUAUGAACAUUAGUUUUUUUGUACAGGGACAUUUGAUGCCAUUUAUCCUUUGUUUUCCUUAUAAGUCUGAAGACACAGAAUGUUUAACUGUGUAUAAAUGUUAAGAAAUCACUUGAACU
Messenger RNA from Sphaeramia orbicularis (orbiculate cardinalfish), 2761 nucleotides. RefSeq names its product leucine-rich repeat neuronal protein 4. The coding region runs from base 311 to 1048 and encodes 245 amino acids. Gene Ontology annotation, molecular function: protein binding. The record is from RefSeq and is a predicted model, not a curated record. The transcript has 2 exons. Lineage: Eukaryota; Metazoa; Chordata; Actinopteri; Kurtiformes; Apogonidae.